GGUGCCGUGCCGUGCGUAUGCCAUUGAUGCAACUUCAGAAAAGUGGCCGUUCUCUUUUGUUGGAGCAUUAAAUCUUGUCCUCUGACCUCACAUAACCAGCCGUUUUCUCUGUGAUUGUGCCAGGGACUAAAUCAACAAGAUGUCGGGGUCAAUUUAUAACUACAGUGACUCUGAUUAUGAAAUGGUUGAUCCGCUAAAGGAGUCCUGGAAUCGGACCCCGGAGAGCGGAAAUUCCAGCACAGUCGAGCCGGAGCCAACGCGACGAGCUCCCGUAGCAAGCCCAAGGAAGCCGCCUCGUCCUGCGAGUAUGGCAGGGGUAGCACCACGGAACCACAAUGGAGAAAAGAGUACAGAUUCUUCAAUACAGAUGGAGGAUAUUCAUGUCACAGAGCCACGAUACUCAGAGGUCCCUGAAUACGAACCGGAUUUUGUCCAACCCAAAGUUCAACCUACAAUAAAAACCAACCCCAGCAUGUUCAAGCCUGUUGAGUCCAGCUCCAUCGAACCAAAGGUCCAUUCCACAACUGAAACUAGUCCCAACAGGUACAGCUCUGAACCACCUCAAAAUAGAAGCACCCAGUCUCAGUCCCCUGCAAAGAAUUCUGUGCGAACAGAACCACUCAGCAAAGAGGAACGGAAGAAAGCAGUGUUGGCUAAUAAAAUCAAAGCAGCUGUUGAACCUAAUGAUGAAAAUGACGAUUAUGAAAAUUCAUUUAUGCAGCGACACCGUCGUCCCAUAAUGCUUGUUGUUUUUCUACUGCUUGUUGCAUUGGCCAUAGCACUUGGAAUCGGUGCCAGAAAUGCCUCCAUGGUUAGCUUCUCCGGAGCUUUCUCUAAGAACAAAGGCAAGCAGUGUGUGCACAUGUGUAGGAACAUGGACAGAUAUCCUACUUCCCCAUUGGUUGUGAUCGCUCUGAAUGGGUUUCAAAGUAACUUCUUCCAGUACCAGUCACUAGUCAGCAAUAUUGCACGCCUUGCUGAAUGUGGCGUCCAUGGCAACACAAUUUCAUCAUAUCCAUCAACAGCUAUACCUGAUUUGUAUUCCAUUGUUACUGGUAUUUACCCAGCAUAUCAUGGGAAAGCUGCUGAUUGGCUCAGAGUUUAUGGCUUAAACGAGACGGAAUUUGGUCCUGCUGAACGUCCCAAUACCUACAGCAGGAUAGAUCCAAAAUGGUUCCAGCAAAAUGGGCUUUGGGGAAUUGCUGCAGACCAAGGCCAUCUGACUGCUAGUCAUUCAUGGAUUGGACGAGAAGGCAACAUUGACGAAGACCAACCCCCUUCACCAUCAUAUUAUCAGACAUAUGACAGUGGAAUCAGCUACCGGGACCGGAUUCAGACAGUAGUCAACUGGUUGCACCUAAACCCAUCAGAAAGGCCAGAUUUUAUUACAGUCUACUUUGAAGAUCCUGGAGUAACAGUUCAGAAGUACGGCAUAGAAUCUGAUCAGACCAUGGAUAGCCUAGCUAAAGUGGACAGUGCAAUAGGCAUCCUUCUGGACUCCCUGUUUGAGGAGAUGGAUCUUGGCUGUAUUAAUGUCAUGGUUGUAUCAACAGGUGGAUUUGCUGACAGAAACUGUGAUAGGACCUACUAUCUUAUUGAUGACUUGCCCAAUGUUGGUGAUUUCAGUUUGCUUCCUGAUUCUGUUACGUCUGUGGGUAAGAUAACUGCAACUGACAGAGCUCCACUAGAAAUGGACACUGCAGAGGAAAUUAUGGAACAUUUACAGUGUAAAGUCAACCAUGGGCAGGUGUUUACUAAGAGACUGCUACCUGUUCAGCUGCAUGCCUCCUACGGUCUUCAAUAUGAAGAUGCAGUUGUACUGAUGGAAGAAGGAUGGACAUUUUCAAAACAACAAGAAGGUUACGAUCGUACGAACUGCAAAGGUGCCUCUGAUGGGUUCAACCCAUACAGCUCCAACAUGCAGGGGAUGUUUGUUGGUUUUGGAAAGGGCUUUAAGACAGCCAAGACAGUCCCAGCAGUCAGAAAUGUGGAUCUUUUUAACCUCAUGGCAGAACUCGUCAAUGUGACUCCAGGAGAGAACAAUGGUACAGCAGGCAUUUUCAGCAAUGUCCUGACAUCUCCUAAGAUGCAAGACACAGUUGCCGUGGAGUUCUCAUCCCCAAGAAAUGCAGAAUGCAGUUACCCAGGGAAUGACAAUGAGUAUGAUCAAAGACAGCUCGACUCUGAUACAGGUUGUGUUUGCACCCAAGCAGUCCUAAAUUCUUACCCAGAAACCCGAGAAGUCACACUGAAGGAUAUAAAUAACAACCUCAGACAAACAAAUGUGCCAGCUUCCAGGCAAAGAAAUGCUCCCUUUGGUUUCCCAAGGAUCUCCAGGAAUGUCGGUUCUACAGGCCAAGAUUACUGUGAGCUGUAUCAGUCAAACUUCAUCACAGUCUACGAAAACAAACUCAAAAUUCCACUCUUUGCUACCUUUACUGUACAAAGAAAUUCUGGCACAACAACACUGAUAGGAAACUGCCUGCGAUAUGACGUUAGACUACAACCGGAUAAAUCACCGAAAUGUUCAAACUAUGACAGUAAUAGCAAUCCACAACUGCCCAUCAACAUAGUGCAGGGAUUAUUGUAUGAUCCAUCUUUGGCAGAUUCAGUGAAUGAUGAAUUGAAUGCAUUAACGUCAGCCAACAUCAUACCUCAGUAUGCUGCUUUCCAACAAAAUGUGUGGUUGCCAUUGGCUGCUAGAAUUCGUCAAUGGGCCAAUCAGAGCAAUCGAUCACUUGAGAUGAAUGUUGUGGUUGGUCCAGUGUAUGAUUGGAACUCUGAUACUUUACAGGAUACUUACAAACAGCUUGCAGCAAGCCAAGCCUGGGUUGUCGACACUCCAGUCCCAUCCCAUUACUUCAUAGUUGCUUCAAGAUGUAAGGAAGACAUCAGUUUAACAAUGUGCUCCUUACAUUCACUUGAAGUGGUGUCCUUCGUUCUGCCCAAUACUGACACCAUCAGAAUCUGCAAGACAUUUGAUGACUACCUUUGGACCCACAUGACAUCACUUCAAGACCUAGAACUGAUCACAGGACUACAACUGUUCCCUGACAUGAGUGCUGAUGAAGAACUGAAAAUUGAAUUCCUUCAAUUCAAAACAAAGAUGCCAACAACGUCACCGUGGAUGGCGUAACCUCAGGUUGGAGACAACUUUUGCCAAUGUUUAAAACCAAAAAUACAAACUUUACAUAAACCAGGAAGUUGACAAAGUCCUUUGAUAGGUGCAGCAUUCAAGAUAUUCCAUCUUCAUAUCACAUUCCUCUUGUUUGUCUCUGUGCAAGCAGAAAAAUUACAGUUCACUGUCUGAAGACCAAAAUAUGUUAGGUUAAGUUUCCAAACAUUUGAACAUUUACACUGAAUGAAUCCUUUCAAAUCUUCAGAGGAACCUUAGUGGAUUCACGCCUCAGGCUGAGUUUGGGGCAGGAUUGAGGAAAAAUUAGAGUUGAAAAUGAAUUUUAGUACAUGUAUUUAACAAUUGUCUAAUGAUAGCUAUAUGCAUCCAUGCAUAAUUUUCUAACAUUGCUUCGUGAAAUCAAACCCGUGUGUAUUCAAGAACAGAAGAUGCAAAACAAUGCACAACAAAAUACAAAGGAUGACUUUGAGAUGUCUGUGCCAGUCAAAAUAAUGCUUGGAAUUUGGAAGAUAAAUUACAGAAGGUAUCAGCUUGAUGACUUCAUGCCAUGACAUUUUUGUACAAUUGCAGGAUCAGCUUGAUGACUUCAUGCCAUGACAUUUUUGUACAGUUGCAUGAUCAGCUUGAAGACUUCAUGCCAUGACACUUUUGUACAGUUGCAUGAUCAGCUUGAAGACUUCAUGCCAUGACAUUUUUGUACAAUUGCAUGAUCAGCUUGAUGACUUCAUGCCAUGACAUUUUUGUACAAUUGCAUGUUCAUGCUGUCAAGUGUAUUCUCGUUAUGAAAAGCCACAAAUGAAGAAUUCUUUGUUCAACUCAAUAAAUAUGUAAAAUUGAAAAAAUGUAAAAUAUGUGCCAAUUAUGCAUUAAUACUUCAAAACUGUGGUUUUGUGCAGAACAAGGGUGAAUCUUGCAAAAGACGCACAUUCAUAUUUACUGGAAAACUGUUUGAGUUUUUUCUUUCUUGUUUACUUUUCAGAAUCAUUUUGAUGAAAUUAACCAAAUAGUGGCUGUAUUCACACUUUUCAAAGGAGACUGAAUGAAUUUUCACAAGGCAUUCUUCUUUAAAUUGUAAUUUGUCGUAAAUGUAACAUUUACAAGCACAGAAAUUAUAGUUGCACCAAGAUAGUAUCUGUGAAAUAUUUGACCGGUUUUUCAUGGAUAAAUAGAAUUAAUAGCUGACUUAAAGCUUGUAGUUUGCAGUGGUUUGACUUAAUUCAUUUUAUUGCUUGAGUGUAUUUCAAAUCUUUAAUCAGAUGUUGUAAAAUCCUUUUAGUUUUAACCUGAAAGAUUAUCAGUUUGGGUUAAAAAUGCAGGAACAUUGUUCCUGGACUUUCUGACCUUUUUUUCUUUAAAAAACUAGCUUAGUUUACAGCUUAUACAAAUACAUGGGUAGGCUGCUUUCUAAGGGUCAUGGAAUCAAAGCACAAAAUGACCCAAAAAUUCAAGGAACAGUGUUUGUAUUUUGCAUCAGGGCUCAAUAAAAAUUUAUUCUAUUUUUUCAAGGAUUUCAGUGCUCAGUACUAAACUGAGUCAGUACUCACUGUUCAGGGUGGAUUUAGGGGUUGUCCUUAUUUCACUUCAUCCAAGAAGGAUUUUAAAAUAAUUUUCAGAUUUGGUUUAUAACAUUUGCACAAAUUAUGAUUCAAUUCACUUUCAUGCUAUACAUGUUAUUUACAUGUACCAUAUCGAACUCGAAAUUUGUAUACUUGGCAGGGAAACAUUUUUACAAUAGAUUUUUAGAAUGCACAGAAUUUUUCUCUUGACAUAAGAUUACACAUUGGUAUUCAAAUGUUAUACAUGCAUUGUGUAUGCAGGUUUUCCUCAUUUUGUUCAUGUGAUUGAUUGAAUUUUCAAUUCAGUUUUGAUAUUUUCUUUUAUACUGGCUGCUAAAUGUCAAAAGCUUUUCAUACAGUCUAGACUGCUUGUAAAUAUUUGAAAACAAAACUUUAUUUUAGAAUGAGAGAUGAGUAAGCUGUAUAUAUUGGUUGAAUCCUAAAACGUCAAAGAUGUGAUGAAUGUAGGUAUAUUGUUACAUUAGAAAAAAAAUUAAUGCCUUCAAAGAACAAGUUGCAUCAUCUUUUUUUCUUUUAAGAUAUUUUUCAAGAUGUUAAUAAAAAUGCACAGUACUAUUUUACUCACAGUU
Messenger RNA from Acanthaster planci (crown-of-thorns starfish), 5282 nucleotides. Its product is annotated as venom phosphodiesterase 2-like. NCBI's taxonomy places the organism in Eukaryota, Metazoa, Echinodermata, Asteroidea, Valvatida, Acanthasteridae. Gene Ontology annotation, molecular function: metal ion binding; hydrolase activity; nucleic acid binding. The record is from RefSeq and is a predicted model, not a curated record.